This is a messenger RNA of Ostrinia furnacalis (Asian corn borer), 440 nucleotides long. Its product is annotated as trypsin, alkaline A-like. Gene Ontology annotation, biological process: proteolysis. Bases 215 to 418 code for a protein of 67 amino acids. Lineage: Eukaryota; Metazoa; Arthropoda; Insecta; Lepidoptera; Crambidae. The transcript has a single exon. Gene Ontology annotation, molecular function: serine-type endopeptidase activity. The record is from RefSeq and is a predicted model, not a curated record.
AUAAUUCCAUAUUUUAUUAAAUCAAAUAAACUAAACACACUCUAGUCAACUGUAAGUGGUGUAGUAUAGUUUGGAGCGAAGACGGAAUCCAUCCACGAUACAAACUAUAGGUACACGAUCAGUACGCAAAAUUCGUGUAUAGUUUGUAGUGACGGACUUACAAAGAGACACUCCAAAAUAUACACGAGCAGUUUCCUAUGGGUGCGUCCUGGCCAUGUAUAGAACGGAAAGACGCUGCUCCGGCUGGUUGGACGUGGGCGGUCGCGACCAGUGCCAGGGCGACUCCGGUGGCCCGCUGUUCCACAACGGAGUGGUCGUCGGCGUCUGCUCCUUUGGUUAUGGCUGUGCUCUGCCAGGGUUCCCUGGCGUCAACGCCCGUGUGUCUUCUUUCAUUAACUGGAUAUCGUCAAACGCGUAAAUUGAUUUUGUUUAACGUUGCG